This is a messenger RNA of Sphaeramia orbicularis (orbiculate cardinalfish), 15451 nucleotides long. Its product is annotated as mucin-5AC-like. The coding region runs from base 45 to 15017 and encodes 4990 amino acids. The transcript is spliced from 49 exons. Lineage: Eukaryota; Metazoa; Chordata; Actinopteri; Kurtiformes; Apogonidae. The record is from RefSeq and is a predicted model, not a curated record. Gene Ontology annotation, molecular function: protein binding. Gene Ontology annotation, cellular component: extracellular matrix.
GACUGACUGAAGCAUCCACUGCCACAGUUCAGUCGACAAAAAAAAUGGCAGUGAUUCAAGAGACACCAUCUUCCAACAACGGCUACUGCAGUACAUGGGGGAACCACCAUUUUAUGACGUUUGAUGGGUAUUUCUUCCAGCUUCCCUUCACUUGCAACUACGUUCUAACGUCUCAUUGUAAAAGCAGCUAUGAGACUUUCAAUAUUCAGCUGCAGCGCAAGAAGGAAAAAGAAGGCACCAGUAUAAAAAAGGUCACACUGAAGCUUGAUGGGUCUGUGGUGGUAUUAAAAAAAAAAAACAUCACAGUCGACAACAACCCUGUCACCAUUCCAUACAGCGAGAAUGGCUUGAUAAUUGCAAAAGCAGUCUCAUAUGUAAAAAUUGAGGCAAAGUUGGGCUUGGUUGUCAUGUGGAAUGAAGAAAAUUCCCUCUGGGUUGAGCUUGAUGCAAAAUUCAAGAAUAAAACUUGCGGUCUGUGUGGUGACUUCAAUGGAGAUCAACGUUUUAAUGAGUUCAUCCCAGCAGACAGUACAACACCUGUAACUCUUACAGAAUAUGGGGAGCAGUGGAACAUCAAUAAUCCAAAUGAAAACUGUGAGCAAAUCCUCUCUACAAACCGAACAGUCUGUGUAAAACAGCCACAGAAACACUCCUGCGAGAAGCUGUUGAAAGGGUCUGCAUUCAAGAGCUGUAACAAACUAAUUGACCCCAAACUCUUCAUCAAAGCCUGUGAGAAGGACCUGUGCUCUGGUGAAAACAACGUGAAGCCCUUCAUGUGUUCAACCAUGUCAGAGUAUUCCCGUCAGUGUGCACAUGCAGGUGGUUCACCACAACGAUGGAGAGCUAAAGAUGUAUGCGGCAAAUCAUGUCCUUUCAAUAUGGAGUACAAGGAGUGUGGCAGUGCUUGUCCUAAGAUGUGCAGUAACCUAAUGAAAACCACAAUGUGUACGAGGAACUGUGUAGACGGAUGCUUCUGCCCAAGUGGGACCGUCUACGAUGACAUUACACAUAAGGGGUGUGUUCGUGUUAAUCAGUGCUCCUGUCGACACAACGGCAAAAGUUACAAACCUAUGGAGUCGUACUCAACAGCCUGUCGAGAAUGUAAAUGCAUCCAUGGUCAGUGGAAGUGUAAUGACAAAAAGUGUCCAGGUGUUUGCUCCAUACUGGGUGGUUCUCACAUCUCCACUUAUGAUGGUAAAACGUAUACUUUCCAUGGAGAGUGCUCUUAUUUUCUGACAAAGGAAACUGAAGGUGCUUUCACUGUCGUUGGUGACCUGGAUAAAUGUGGAAAAUCAGAUAAAUCAACUUGUCUGUCUGUUGUAACUAUCCAACUACCAAACAGCAAGAUGAUUGUAAUUAAAGACAGUGGACAGGUCAGGUUUAAUAAACUGGAGCCUAAACUUCCUUUUUUUAUGGAUGACCUAAUAAUCUUUCAGCCCUCCACCUUCUAUAUUGUUGUCAACAGCAAGAGUGGGCUUCAUCUCGAAAUUCAGAUCGAACCAGUUAUGCAGAUCUACAUUAAAUUACACACUUCUCAUAAAGGAAAACUCACUGGCCUUUGUGGAAAUUUUAAUGAUGUUGAAGCUGAUGACUUCAAAGCCCCAUGUGGAAUGAUUGAGGGAACAGCUGUGGGAUUUGGCAAUAAAUGGAAGACAAAAUCAACCUGCCCAAAUGUGAAAAAAGUACCUGGGGACCCAUGCAGCAUGAGUGUAGACAAAGAGGAAUAUGCCAAACAGUGGUGUUCCAUACUGUCAAACCAAGAGGGUGCUUUUGCCAGAUGUCAUUUUGCCGUAAACCCAGCAGAAUAUGAAGCUUCUUGUAUUUAUGACACCUGUGCAUGUGAAAACAGUGACGACUGCAUGUGCGCUGCCAUUUCCUCCUACGUUCAUGAAUGUGCAGCUGAAGGUGUCUUUUUGGAUAACUGGAGGAACAACACCCCAUGCAAUAAAUACACAACUAGCUGUCCUUCCACCUACGUGUACGAUUACCAGAUGACGAGUUGCGGUCGCUCUUGCCGCUCUCUUAGUCAGUCAGACUUAACAUGUGAGGUUAAAUUUACCCCGGUGGAUGGAUGUGGCUGUGCUAAAGGAACCUACCUGAAUGAGAAGGGAGCAUGUAUCUCGGACUCAAAAUGUCCUUGUUAUGCUGGAGACACAGUGGUGCAUCCUGGCCAAAAACUCAAGAUCCAAGGAAAACAAUGCUCCUGCAGUGAAAGAAAGUUAACCUGUAAAGGUGGCGAAACACCUGAAUCAUGCACUCAUCCAAAGGUUUUCUUCAACUGCUCAAAUGCAAAGCCUGACGCAAAAGGGUCUGAAUGCCAAAAAAGCUGUGAAACUUUGGACACAGAAUGCGUCAGUCAACAGUGUGUGUCAGGUUGCGUAUGUCCUGAGGGCCUGCUGUCAGAUGGAAAAGGAGGCUGUGUUAAAAAGAAGGACUGUCUGUGCACACAUAAUGGAGAGUCAUAUAUGCCUGGACAGACCAUCAGGGUGGACUGUAAUACCUGCACUUGUAAAAACCAAAGUUGGGAAUGUACAAAUAAGGAAUGUGAUGGAACCUGCAUCAUAUACGGAGAAGGACAUUACAUGACUUUUGAUGACAAGAAAUUCUUAUUUAAUGGUGACUGUGACUACAUUUUCACAAAGGAUGACUGUGGAGAUGAAAAGAACGGUACCUUCAGCAUUAUCACUGAGAGCAUCCCAUGUGGAACAACUCAAAGCAUCUGCUCGACUGCUAUCAAGCUGGAUUUAGGGAAUAAUGAAAUGGUUCUCUCAGAGGAAAAGGUUAAAGUAACUAAACAAAAACAAGGGAUUGAAAUACCCUAUAAGAUCCACACUGUUGGUUUAUAUGUUGUUAUUGAGGCAAAGAAUGGACUUGUUCUCAUUUGGAAUAAGAAAACAACAGUGAUGAUCAAACUCAGCUCCACAUUUAAGGGUAAAGUCUGUGGCCUUUGUGGGAAUUAUGAUGGAAACGUGAAAAAUGAUUUCACCACCAGCAGCAAAGAAGUUGUGGUUGAAGCUCAUAAGUUUGGGGACAGCUGGAAAGCGAAAGACUCCUGCCCUGAUACAAAACCUCCUAAAAAUCCCUGCUCAUUAUACUCACAUAGGCAGGCAUGGGCAAUGAAACACUGCAGCAUCAUAAACAGUGAUGUAUUUUCUAGCUGCCAUUCAAAGGUGGAGUCCGACAAAUAUUAUGACGCUUGUGUGAGAGACACAUGUGCCUGCAACACAGGAGGAGACUGUGAGUGUUUCUGUUCGGCUGUAGCGGCCUACGCUGCAGCCUGUAAUGAGGCUGGAGCCUGUGUCAAAUGGAGAACACCAUCAAUAUGCCCUGUGUUCUGUGACUAUUACAACCCUGAGGGAGAGUGCGAAUGGCACUAUGAGCCAUGUGGAAAACCAUGCAUGAAGACAUGUAGGAAUCCCACAGAAAGAUGCUACAAUCAUUUUCCAGCACUGGAGGGCUGCUACCCACAUUGCCCGCCUGAACAGCCCUACUUGGAAGAAUUUACCAUGAAGUGUGUGGCACUAAAGGAAUGUGGCUGCUAUGACGAAGAACAGAACCACUAUAAAGUAGGGGAGAGCUUUCAAAAAGAUAAAUGUCAGAAGUGUAUAUGUGCUUCAUCAAUGAUCAACUGCACCUAUGAUGAUGAAUUCAACCACACCGCCAACCACAUCGCCAGCCACAAACGACAACCACAGCAGCAUCCACAACGACGACCACAGGCGCCAACCACGACGGACUACCACAGCAGCAUCCACCAACGCCAAACCACAGCACGCAGCCACAACGGCAACCACAGCAGCCACACCGCCAACCACAGCGCCAGGCCACAACGACUCCAACCACAGCAGCAGCCACAACACCAGCUCACAACUCCAACCAACAUCGCCAGGCACACGCAAACCACAGCUAAAGCCACAACUCCAACCACAUCGCCAACCACAACUCCAACCACAGCGCCAUCCACAACGACAACGGGCAGCAACCACAACGCCAACCACAGCGCCAGCCACAACGACAACCACCGUCAGCACCCACAACGCUCAACCAGAGCGACCAGCACAACGACAAUUCGGCAGCAGCCACAACUACCAACCACAAGCUGCCAGCCACAACGACAGCCACCGCCGUCAGCCACAACGCCAACCAGAGCGACAGCCACAAUCGACAACGGCAGCCGCCACAACGCCAACCACGAGCAGCAGCCACAACACUCAACCACAGCGCCAGCACAACGACAACCACAGCAGCACCCGACAACGACGACCACAGCAGCAGCCACAUACGACGACCACAGCACCAACCCAAACGCCAACACGGGCAGCAGCCACAACGCCAAUCCACCAGCACCAGCCACAACGGCAACCACAGCAGCAGCCACAACGCCAACCACAGCUGCCAGCCACAACUCCAACCCACAGCAGCAGCCACAACGCAAGCACAGCAGCACAACGCCCAACCACAGCAGCAGCCACACCACCAACCAAGCGCAGCAACAACGCCAACCACGCAGAAGCCACAACGGCGACCACAGCAGCAGCCACAACGACUACCACAGCGCACAACCACAACGACAACGACGGCAGCAGCCACAACGCCAACCACAUGCACGAGCCACAACUGACAACCCACAGCAGCAGCCACAACACCAGCCACACGCCAACCACAGCGCCAGGCACAACGCCAACCACAGCAACAGCCACAAAGGCAACCACAGCAGCAGCCACAAACGCCACCCCAGCGCCAGCCAAAAAGCCAACACACCAGCAGCCACAACGCCAACCACAGCAUCCAGUCCACAACGCCAACACACGCAGCAGCCAACAACACCAAGCCACAACGCCAACACAGCGCCAGGCACAACGCCAACCACAGCGACAGCCACAACGACGACCACAGCACCAACCACAGCGCCAACCACAGCGACAGCCACAACGACAACAACGUCAUCAUCCACAACUCCAACCACAUCAUCAUCCACAACUUCUACCACAUCAUCAUCCACAACUACUACCACAUCGCCAACCACAACUACAACUACGUCAUCAUCCACAACUCCAACCACAUCACUAUCCACAACUUCAACCACAUCAUCAUCUACAACUCCAACCACAUCUCCAUCCACAACUCCAACUACAUCAUCAUCCACAACUCCAACCACAUCACCAUCCACAACUACAACCACAUCAUCAUCCACAACACCAUCCACAACUCCAACCACAUCUCCAUUCACAACUCCAACCACAUCUACAUCCACAACUACAACAACGUCAUCAACCACAACUCCAACCACAUCUCCAUCCACAACUUCAACCACAUCAUCAUCCACAACUCCAACCACAUCUCCAUCCACAACUCCAACCACAUCAUCAUCCACAACACCAUCCACAACUCCAACCACAUCUACAUCCACAACUACUACCACAUCGCCAACCACAACUCCAACCACAUCUCCAUCCACAACUACAACAACGUCAUCAACCACAACUCCAACCACAUCUCCAUCCACAACUCCAACCACAUCAUCAUCCACAACUCCAACCACAUCAUCAUCCACAACUUCUACCACAUCAUCAUCCACAACUACUACCACAUCGCCAACCACAACUACAACUACGUCAUCAUCCACAACUCCAACCACAUCACUAUCCACAACUUCAACCACAUCAUCAUCUACAACUCCAACCACAUCUCCAUCCACAACUCCAACUACAUCAUCAUCCACAACUCCAACCACAUCACCAUCCACAACUACAACCACAUCAUCAUCCACAACACCAUCCACAACUCCAACCACAUCUCCAUUCACAACUCCAACCACAUCUACAUCCACAACUACUACCACAUCACCAACCACAACUCCAACCACAUCUACAUCCACAACUCCAACUACAUCAUCAUCAACAACUCCAACCACAUCACCAUCCACAACUACAACCACAUCAUCAUCCACAACACCAUCCACAACUCCAACCACAUCUCCAUUCACAACUCCAACCACAUCACCAUCCACAACUUCAACCACAUCAUCAUCCACAACUCCAACCACAUCACCAUCCACAACUCCAACCACAUCAUCAUCCACAACUCCAUCCACAACUCCAACCACAUCUCCAUUCACAACUCCAACCACAUCUACAUCCACAACUACUACCACAUCACCAACCACAACUCCAACCACAUCUACAUCCACAACUACAACAACGUCAUCAACCACAACUCCAACCACAUCUCCAUCCACAACUUCAACCAAAUCAUCAUCCACAACUCCAACCACAUCUCCAUCCACAACUCCAACCACAUCAUCAUCCACAACUCCAACCACAUCUCCAUUCACAACUCCAACCACAUCUCCAUCCACAACUACAACGUCAUCAUCCACAACUCCAACCACCACAUCACCAUCCACAACUUCAACCACAUCAUCAUCCACAACUCCAACCACAUCUCCAUCCACAACUCCAACCACAUCAUCAUCCACAACUCCAACCACAUCACCAUCCACAACUCCAACCACAUCAUCAUCCACAACACCAUCCACAACUCCAACCACAUCUCCAUUCACAACUCCAACCACAUCUACAUCCACAACUACUACCACAUCACCAACCACAACUCCAACCACAUCACCAUCCACAACUCCAACCACAUCAUCAUCCACAACACCAUCCACAACUGCAACCACAUCUCCAUUCACAACUCCAACCACAACUACUACCACAUCACCAACCACAACUCCAACCACAUCUACAUCCACAACUACAACAACGUCAUCAACCACAACUCCAACCACAUCUCCAUCCACAACUUCAACCACAUCAUCAUCCACAACUCCAACCACAUCUCCAUCCACAACUCCAACCACAUCACCAUCCACAACUACAACCACAUCAUCAUCCACAACACCAUCCACAACUCCAACCACAUCUCCAUUCACAACUCCAACCACAUCACCAUCCACAACUUCAACCACAUCAUCAUCCACAACUCCAACCACAUCUCCAUCCACAACUCCAACCACAUCAUCAUCCACAACUCCAACCACAUCACCAUCCACAACUCCAACCACAUCAUCAUCCACAACACCAUCCACAACUCCAACCACAUCUCCAUUCACAACUCCAACCACAUCUACAUCCACAACUACUACCACAUCACCAACCACAACUCCAACCACAUCACCAUCCACAACUCCAACCACAUCAUCAUCCACAACACCAUCCACAACUCCAACCACAUCUCCAUUCACAACUCCAACCACAACUACUACCACAUCACCAACCACAACUCCAACCACAUCUACAUCCACAACUACAACAACGUCAUCAACCACAACUCCAACCACAUCUCCAUCCACAACUUCAACCACAUCAUCAUCCACAACUCCAACCAUAUCUCCAUCCACAACUCCAACCACAUCAUCAUCCACAACUCCAACCACAUCUCCAUUCACAACUCCAACCACAUCUCCAUCCACAACUACAACGUCAUCAUCCACAACUCCAACCACAUCAUCAUCCACAACACCAUCCACAACUCCAACCACAUCUCCAUUCACAACUCCAACCACAUCUACAUCCACAACUACUACCACAUCGCCAACCACAACUCCAACCACAUCUCCAUCCACAACUACAACAUCAUCAACCACAACUCCAACCACAUCUCCAUCCACAACUACAACCACAUCAUCAUCCACAACUACAACGUCAUCAUCCACAACUACUACCACAUCACCAACCACAACUCCAACCACAUCUACAUCCACAACUCCAACUACAUCAUCAUCCACAACUCCAACCACAUCUCCAUCCACAACUCCAACCACAUCUCCAUCCACAACUCCAACCACAUCAUCAUCCACAACACCAUCCACAACUCCAACCACAUCUCCAUUCACAACUCCAACCACAUCACCAUCCACAACUCCAACCACAUCAUCAUCCACAACACCAUCCACAACUCCAACCACAUCUCCAUUCACAACUCCAACCACAUCUACAUCCACAACUACUACCACAUCACCAACCACAACUCCAACCACAUCUACAUCCACAACUCCAACUACAUCAUCAUCCACAACUCCAACCACAUCACCAUCCACAACUACAACCACAUCAUCAUCCACAACACCAUCCACAACUCCAACCACCUCUCCAUUCACAACUCCAACCACAUCACCAUCCACAACUUCAACCACAUCAUCAUCCACAACUCCAACCACAUCUCCAUCCACAACUCCAACCACAUCAUCAUCCACAACUCCAACCACAUCACCAUCCACAACUCCAACCACAUCAUCAUCCACAACACCAUCCACAACUCCAACCACAUCUCCAUUCACAACUCCAACCACAACUACUACCACAUCACCAACCACAACUCCAACCACAUCUACAUCCACAACUACAACAACGUCAUCAACCACAACUCCAACCACAUCUCCAUCCACAACUUCAACCACAUCAUCAUCCACAACUCCAACCAUAUCUCCAUCCACAACUCCAACCACAUCACCAUCCACAACUACAACCACAUCAUCAUCCACAACACCAUCCACAACUCCAACCACAUCUCCAUUCACAACUCCAACCACAUCACCAUCCACAACUUCAACCACAUCAUCAUCCACAACUCCAACCACAUCUCCAUCCACAACUCCAACCACAUCAUCAUCCACAACUCCAACCACAUCACCAUCCACAACUCCAACCACAUCAUCAUCCACAACACCAUCCACAACUCCAACCACAUCUCCAUUCACAACUCCAACCACAUCUACAUCCACAACUACUACCACAUCACCAACCACAACUCCAACCACAUCACCAUCCACAACUCCAACCACAUCAUCAUCCACAACACCAUCCACAACUCCAACCACAUCUCCAUUCACAACUCCAACCACAACUACUACCACAUCACCAACCACAACUCCAACCACAUCUACAUCCACAACUACAACAACGUCAUCAACCACAACUCCAACCACAUCUCCAUCCACAACUUCAACCACAUCAUCAUCCACAACUCCAACCACAUCUCCAUCCACAACUCCAACCACAUCAUCAUCCACAACUCCAACCACAUCUCCAUUCACAACUCCAACCACAUCUCCAUCCACAACUACAACGUCAUCAUCCACAACUCCAACCACAUCAUCAUCCACAACACCAUCCACAACUCCAACCACAUCUCCAUUCACAACUCCAACCACAUCUACAUCCACAACUACUACCACAUCGCCAACCACAACUCCAACCACAUCUCCAUCCACAACUACAACAUCAUCAACCACAACUCCAACCACAUCUCCAUCCACAACUACAACCACAUCAUCAUCCACAACUACAACGUCAUCAUCCACAACUCCAACCACAUCACCAUCCACAACUUCAACCACAUCAUCAUCCACAACACCAACCACAUCUCCAUUCACAACUCCAACCACAUCUCCAUCCACAACUACAACAACGUCAUCAACCACAACUCCAACCACAUCUCCAUCCACAACUUCAACCACAUCUCCAUCCACAACUUCAACCACAUCAUCAUCCACAACUCCAACCAUAUCUCCAUCCACAACUCCAACCACAUCACCAUCCACAACUACAACCACAGCAUCAUCCACAACACCAUCCACAACUCCAACCACAUCUCCAUUCACAACUCCAACCACAUCACCAUCCACAACUUCAACCACAUCAUCAUCCACAACUCCAACCACAUCUCCAUCCACAACUCCAACCACAUCAUCAUCCACAACUCCAACCACAUCACCAUCCACAACUCCAACCACAUCAUCAUCCACAACACCAUCCACAACUCCAACCACAUCUCCAUUCACAACUCCAACCACAUCUACAUCCACAACUACUACCACAUCACCAACCACAACUCCAACCACAUCACCAUCCACAACUCCAACCACAUCAUCAUCCACAACACCAUCCACAACUCCAACCACAUCUCCAUUCACAACUCCAACCACAACUACUACCACAUCACCAACCACAACUCCAACCACAUCUACAUCCACAACUACAACAACGUCAUCAACCACAACUCCAACCACAUCUCCAUCCACAACUUCAACCACAUCAUCAUCCACAACUCCAACCAUAUCUCCAUCCACAACUCCAACCACAUCAUCAUCCACAACUCCAACCACAUCUCCAUUCACAACUCCAACCACAUCUCCAUCCACAACUACAACGUCAUCAUCCACAACUCCAACCACAUCAUCAUCCACAACACCAUCCACAACUCCAACCACAUCUCCAUUCACAACUCCAACCACAUCUACAUCCACAACUACUACCACAUCGCCAACCACAACUCCAACCACAUCUCCAUCCACAACUACAACAUCAUCAACCACAACUCCAACCACAUCUCCAUCCACAACUACAACCACAUCAUCAUCCACAACUACAACGUCAUCAUCCACAACUCCAACCACAUCACCAUCCACAACUUCAACCACAUCAUCAUCCACAACACCAACCACAUCUCCAUUCACAACUCCAACCACAUCUCCAUCCACAACUACAACAACGUCAUCAACCACAACUCCAACCACAUCUCCAUCCACAACUUCAACCACAUCAUCAUCCACAACUCCAACCACAUCUCCAUCCACAACUCCAACCACAUCAUCAUCCACAACACCAUCCACAACUCCAACCACAUCUCCAUUCACAACUCCAACCACAUCUACAUCCACAACUACUACCACAUCGCCAACCACAACUCCAACCACAUCUCCAUCCACAACUACAACAACGUCAUCAACCACAACUCCAACCACAUCAUCAUCAACAACUCCAACCACAUCACCAUCCACAACUACAACCUCAUCAUCAUCCACAACACCAUCCACAACUCCAACCACAUCUCCAUUCACAACUCCAACCACAUCACCAUCCACAACUUCAACCACAUCAUCAUCCACAACUCCAACCACAUCUCCAUCCACAACUCCAACCACAUCAUCAUCCACAACUCCAACCACAUCACCAUCCACAACUCCAACCACAUCAUCAUCCACAACUCCAUCCACAACUCCAACCACAUCUCCAUUCACAACUCCAACCACAUCUACAUCCACAACUACUACCACAUCACCAACCACAACUCCAACCACAUCUACAUCCACAACUACAACAACGUCAUCAACCACAACUCUAACCACAUCUCCAUCCACAACUUCAACCACAUCAUCAUCCACAACUCCAACCACAUCUCCAUCCACAACUCCAACCACAUCAUCAUCCACAACUCCAACCACAUCUCCAUUCACAACUCCAACCACAUCUACAUCCACAACUACAACGUCAUCAUCCACAACUCCAACCACAUCUCCAUCCACAACUCUAACCACAUCAUCAUCCACAACACCAUCCACAACUCCAACCACAUCUCCAUUCACAACUCCAACCACAUCUACAUCCACAACUACUACCACAUCAUCAUCCACAACACCAUCCACAACUCCAACCACAUCUCCAUUCACAACUCCAACCACAUCUACAUCCACAACUACUACCACAUCACCAACCACAACUCCAACCACAUCUACAUCCACAACUCCAACUACAUCAUCAUCCACAACUCCAACCACAUCUCCAUCCACAACUCCAACCACAUCUCCAUCCACAACUUCAACCACAUCAUCAUCCACAACACCAUCCACAACUCCAACCACAUCUCCAUUCACAACUCCAACCACAUCACCAUCCACAACUACAACCACAUCAUCAUCCACAACACCAUCCACAACUCCAACCACAUCUACAUCCACAACUACUACCACAUCACCAACCACAACUCCAACCACAUCUACAUCCACAACUCCAACUACAUCAUCAUCCACAACUCCAACCACAUCACCAUCCACAACUACAACCACAUCAUCAUCCACAACACCAUCCACAACUCCAACCACAUCUCCAUUCACAACUCCAACCACAUCACCAUCCACAACUUCAACCACAUCAUCAUCUACAACUCCAACUACAUCUCCAUCCACAACUCCAACUACAUCAUCAUCCACAACUCCAACCACAUCACCAUCCACAAUUCCAACCACAUCUCCAUUCACAACUCCAACCACGUCUUCAUCCACAACUACGUCAUCAACCACAACUCCAACCACAUCUCCAUCCACAACUACAACAAUGUCAUCAACCACAACUCCAACCACAUCUCCAUCCACAACUACAACCACAUCAUCAUCCACAACUACAACCACAUCUCCAUCCACAACUCCAACCACAUCUAGAUCUCCAUCCACAACUACUACCACAUCGCCAUCCACAACUACAUCAUCAUCCACAACUCCAACCACGUCUCCAUCCACAACUCCAACCACAUCUGCAUCUCCAUCCACAACUCCAUCAUCAUCCACAACUCCAACCACGUCUCCAUCCACAACUCCAACCACGUCUCCAUCCACAACUCCAACCACAUCUACAUCUCCAUCCACAACCAUAUCAUCAUCCACAACUCCAACCACAACUCCAACCACAUCUCCAUCCACAACUACUACCACAACUCCAACCACAUCUCCUCCCUGUUUCUGCAUGUAUAAGGAUCAUUAUUUCUCUCCUGGUAAUUUGAUAUACAAUAAGUCAGAUGGAGCAGGCUGGUGUUACACUGCAUUCUGCAAUUCAACAUGUGGUGUUGAGAUGAAGGGUAGGCCAUGUCAUUCCACAACUCAACCGACUCCAUCAACAACCACAAUCAGCUCCAGCACGCCUACAAAGCCACCUUCAAACUGUUCAUAUUUGACUCCACCUAGAAAGCAUGGUGAGAAGUGGAAGUCAAGUAAUUGCUCUACUGAAACGUGUGACAAUGGUAAAGUGAUUUCAGAACCUGUGACCUGUAAAGAAGUGACAGAACCUACAUGUAAUAAUGACAACAAACCAGUGAAGGUUUACGAUGCAUCAGGUUGCUGUUUUCACUAUGAGUGCAGAUGUGUAUGUGCUGUUUGGGGAGAUCCACAUUAUACGACAUUUGAUGGUCAAUAUUACAACUUUCAGAGAAACUGCACAUAUGUCCUGGUUAAAGAGAUUACUCCUCAAUAUGACUUUAAGAUCUUGAUUGACAAUGAAAACUGUGAUGCUUCUGGAACUCUGACCUGUGCACGUGCAAUCACUGUUUACUACAAAAACUAUACCAUUGUUUUCACCCAGCAGACAACCCCAAAAAUUGUCAAUAGGGUUUCCGUCAACGAUAAGCAGGUACACCCAACCUACUCCAAUGAUGACUUCAUCAUCACAAGCACAUCAAUAGAGCUGCUUUUGAGAAUCCCAGCUAUUGAAGCAGUUGUGACAUUCAAAGGGCUUUUAUUUAGCAUUGAACUACCAUUUUCCCUUUUCCACAACAACACAGAAGGACAGUGUGGUACCUGUGACAAUAACACUGAGAAUGACUGCACAUCACCAAAUGGACAGAUUCGUUCUUCUUGCCCUGACAUGGCACAUGAGUGGAAGGUUACAGAUAAGAAGAAGCCAUAUUGUGAGAAGCCACCACCAACACCACCACAACCAAGACCUAUACCACAACCCUGCAAACCUGAUAUUUGUGAAAUUUUAAACAGCAAGGUGUUUGAAGAAUGUCACAGAGUCAUCAACCCAAAACCGUACUAUGAGGGUUGUAAAUUUGAUGUUUGUUACAAAAAUACCACCAUGGGUUGCUCCAGUUUAGAGAUGUACGCCACACUGUGUGCUGAAUCAUCUGUGUGUGUGCCCUGGAGGAAUGCUACACAUGGACAGUGUGACUACAAAUGUCCCAAACAUAAAGUCUACAAACCUUGUGAAUCAGUACUUGUACCAACAUGCAAUGCAAGAUACAAUGAGAAGUACACAAAAUGCCAGGUAAAAAGACGUGACCAGAAAACAGCCUGCAACUCAGUCAUGGAAGGAUGUUUCUGCCCAGAGGGUUUGACACUGUUCAAUUCACACUCAGACAUCUGCGUCUCCUCAUGUUGCACUGGACCUGAUGGCUCACCUACAGGGACUUGGCAGAUUGACUGUAAGCAGUGUGUUUGUGACAAGGACACACUAGACGUUCAGUGUACACCUGUUACCUGUCCAACUCAAAAACCCAUGAACUGUUCCAAGGACGGCGAGGAGUUGGUGAACCGAACAGUGGACUGUUGUCAGAAAAUGACAUGUGAAUGUAAUCCAAAAUCUUGUCCAGAGAAACCAGACUGCAAACUGGGAUUUCAGCUGGAAACAUACAACUCAAAUGACAAUUGCUGCCCAGUUCACCGCUGUGUGCCAAAAGAUGUUUGUGUGUUCAAUGGCACUGAGUACAAGCCAGGAAUGAACUUCCACAAAAACCCAUGUGAAGAAUGCAACUGUACUGGAAGUCGAGAUCCCCAAACUAUGCUGAACAAGAUCAAGUGUCACAAGAUAGUGUGCACAGUACGGUGUGCAGAGGGCUACGAACGUGAGAACAAACCCGGCCAGUGUUGUCCAUCAUGUAAAAAGACAAGCUGUGUUUUUACACAUCCUGGGUUGAAUUCUACUGUUGUUAUUAAGCCUUCUGAGUCUUGGUCACCACCAAAUGACAACUGUACCAGGUAUGACUGUGAAAAGGAGGAAGACGACUUCACCAUUUCUAUCAACCGAACAAAGUGUCCUGAGUAUGACCCAAACAACUGUGUCCCUGGAACUGAACGAAGUGACAUGAAUGGUUGUUGCAAAACAUGUACGCCUCGACAUGAAUGUUUGGUGAAAAAGAAAACUGCCCACCUGAAGACAAAGAACUGCACGUCAGUUGAGAAAGUGGAACUCACUUCCUGUGAGGGAUCAUGUGGAGAGUCUUCAUCCAUGUACUCAGCAGAGAGCAACAGUAUGAUGCAUUCAUGCUCAUGUUGUCAAGAAAUGGCGACCAGUAAGAAGAAGGUGGAGAUGAGGUGCACUGAUGGCAGAACGAUACAGAAAACCUACAUUUCAAUUGACAAGUGUGGUUGUGAGGUCACUAAAUGUAAAGAUAGCACAAAGGAUUAAUUCAAGGAUUCACCUGACUGAAGGAAAACCUGACCGAUACGGCUUUGAACUUUAACUUCUAUUCUUCAAAGACCUAAUCUGUUCUGUUAAAGAAUUAGUGUGUGAAGAUGCACUUUUGUUUGUCAGCCUUCCAUCAAAACAAGUCACAAGACUUAACAGACAGACUAAAAUCUGGUCAAAUUACUAACUUUUUCAUUCAUUUACAAAAUGCAUGAUUCAGCAUGUCUUGGUUAUGGUUGGUUCCUCUUUACAAACCAUAUAAUGAAAUGUUUUCUGUCUUAGCUGGUGUUUAUCUCUCAUCUCUCUUUGCUCCUGAGUUAGAUAUUUAUUUGUGGUAAAGCCUAAAAUAUAAUAGCAAGUGGGAAAUGUCUGCGACUGUCUUGGUCUCAUAUCUGAAUGUCUAUGUAGUCUGAUUAAAAUGCAAGGUCAUUAAA